CAUCAUUUCAGCAUUUGUAUCUACCCGUACUUUCAUUGCUUGAUGUUUGUCUUCUCUUACUCUGAACUGUUGAACGAAUUGUCGCUCGACAGUGGUUUUGCAAUAUUGCAGGUAUUUUAAGUCAAAACUUGAGUAUCGCAACGGUCUGCAUGGAGCACCAUCAGCAUGGACAGCCCAUUGAACCCGAUUCGCAGUCCGAUGAGGGCUAUGACACCGCCACCAUCGAGUCUGAUAUGACUUCCCUCAAAUCAUCCGUUAUGAACUACGAGUAUGAAAAUGGCCGACGAUAUCAUGGCUACCAGGCCGGAAAAUAUAUGCUGCCCAACGAUGACAAAGAGCAAGAACGGCUAGAUGUUCUUCACCAUGUGUUCCGUUUAACACUAGGUGGUGGCUUGUGCCUAAGCCAACCCGAUCUCAAAGAUCCGCAAAAGAUUUUGGACAUUGGGACUGGCACGGGCAUCUGGGCCAUUGACAUGGGUGAUGAAUAUCCUUCUGCAGAGAUCAUAGGCACAGACCUCUCGCCGAUUCAAUCAACUUGGGUGCCGCCCAACGUCCGCUUCGAGAUAGAUGAUGCCACCCAAGAAUGGGCCUUUCCACACGACUCAUUCGAUUUCAUUCACGUUCGUGGCCUGGCUGGCAGUAUCAAAGACUGGCCAGAGCUCUUGCGUCAGGCAUACAUGCACUUGAAACCAGGUGGACUUAUAGAGGUAUCUGAAGGACGGCCCCAUAUGUGCUGUGAUGAUGGAACGUAUUCCGAAGACAGCGCAACUUACAAAUGGGUAGCCGAAUUCUACAGAAUCUCCCGAGGUGCCGGCCUCGAGUUCGAUGCUUUCCCUCAAUAUGCCGGAUUUUUGAAAGAUGCUGGUUUCAUUAAUGUCAAGACUCAUGAGGCGCCGACUCCCGUCGGAACGUGGCCGAAGGACAAGCGGUUGAAAGAGAUCGGGAUGUUCUUCGAGCAUCAGUUUCUGGAAGGGGCCGUUGAUGGAUACUCCCUGGCAUUGUUCACUCGUCUCGGAGGCUGGAGUGAGCUAGAAACACAGGUGUUGCUAGCACAAGUGCGUUCCGAGACGAAAAGUAGGAAGAUGCAUUUGUAUACGCAUUGUUCAUACGCCACAGCACAAAAACCGCUGACUUCUUGAUAUUGCUGAGCGAUUGAUGAUGAGGUCAAGAAUUACGAAAAGGGCACUGAAAGGAAUAUUAUGGAUGGCAUAGCGUGGGUUUAAGAGCACAUAAGUGAUGGUCUAUUCGUUAUUUGCACAUGAAAAGCUGGAAAUGGGUGGAAAUGAAUACAAGUUUUGAUUUGAAUCACUUGGUUACGCCGGACGUCCUCAUAAAUCGUUUCUUGCUCCAUUAUUUACUCUGUAUUGCUGAUUGUUUGGCGGUAGCUGUGAUGAUGUGGCAGCGGAGGAGGAUUAUUGGGCAUAAACAGGGGCUGAC
Molecule: messenger RNA, 1437 nt
Organism: Exophiala oligosperma
Lineage: Eukaryota; Fungi; Ascomycota; Eurotiomycetes; Chaetothyriales; Herpotrichiellaceae
Exons: 8
Coding region: 150-1139 (329 amino acids)
Molecular function (GO): methyltransferase activity
Source: RefSeq, a predicted model, not a curated record